Temnothorax curvispinosus is the source of this 2008-nucleotide messenger RNA. RefSeq names its product putative zinc metalloproteinase YIL108W. The transcript is spliced from 5 exons. The record is from RefSeq and is a predicted model, not a curated record. Lineage: Eukaryota; Metazoa; Arthropoda; Insecta; Hymenoptera; Formicidae. The coding region runs from base 104 to 1726 and encodes 540 amino acids.
CCAGUUUCUAUCUCCGCAUGUCUGACUCAGGAGCCGGCGGAGUACGGGUUCACACGGGUUUGUCGGCAGCGUCGUUCCUCCAUCUCGUCUCCCCGUCAACAGAAUGGUACUUGCGGACGUGACAUUGGCGAACAACCACCACCGUCAUCGUACCUUCACGACGAACGGUAACCCGGAAGGCAUCACGAUACGCAACUUGGUAGACGGCGAGACCUUGACUUACAGCUUGGCCCUGAUAAGGGGUCGUGCACCCGCGCUAUGCAGUUACAUUACCGUUCGGGGUCACAAGAACGUGACCUCGGAGUGGCCGAUCAUCGCCGGGCAAUUCCGUGUUCUGGUGGAUCUGGCACGCGGUCCGAACAAAAUAGAACUCGAGGCGGGCGGGCAUAAAAGAAGAUUGGUCCUGAUAUACGAACCGAGAACCACCAGGCUGCGAGUGACACCGGUCUACGUCAUCUGCGCGGGUCACGAUGGUUAUUUUCAGGGUCCACGCAACGAGGAUCGAUCACCUGAGAGCGCGGCAACGAGAAUAGGGCUCGGUGCCAGGCUUCUGCAGACCUUGACAGCCGAGAAGCUUCAAGAAGCCGGUUAUGGUAGAAAAACCUUCCAGCUGGAAAGAGACCUGGACGGCCCGGAAUGCCUGGUGAUGCACAGUAUGCUUCACGUGGACCAGGCGCGAGCGAUGAAGCAAAGAGAACUGUGGGAGUUAAUCGCACGCGAGCUGAUGACCGGUCCCUUAGCGUCCAAAGAUCGCAAAUACCUGGCAUUUUUGUCGUGCACGAGGUACCGCGGGGCGCCCAGCCCUCGCACGCACGAGGACACCUUGAUGAGAACACAGGGUCAUGCGGCCCUCGGCGGAGGUGGCCUGGCGCUCUUCGGUUCGGCGUGUCUUCACACCUGGCCUACGUGUAUGGCUCAGGUAUUAUCGAGAUUCCUGGACGCCACUGUCAUCGACACCGAGCAGCUCAUGGACGACAGUAAUUAUCGUGGCACGCACGGUGGCUGUUUGGCGACGACAUUAGGCUCCGUUCUACACGAGCUUGGUCACACCUUCGAUCUCGGCCACACACGAGAGGGAAUAAUGGGUCGAGGAUUCGAUUACGUCGACAGGGUUUUCGUGGGCGCGGCGGGAAUCGAUUUCAAUCGUAAUCCUAUUAGAAGAGACCCCCAACACACGACUGUCGCCCUCAGUCGACCACUCAGCGUUACGGUAACUGUGCAAGAAGCCGUAAUAUCAAGCCCACGAAGGGGCAGAUUACUCUCGGAAACAUCUAGACCCGCGCCGUCGUCCACUACGAGACAGUUGCCCGGAAGACUAUCAGCGCCAGCUAGUCCUGAGCUUAAUAGAUCUCUCUCUAAAAGUCUGAUCGCCUCGGAACCUCCUUCACAGCCUGAUCGGACAUUCUGGGGUCCAUCAUGCGCAGCGUUACUCGCGCACCAUCGCUGGUUUAAUAGCGAAAUGGACAAUUUUUCUAAUAGGCAUCAUCACGAGAUAGAAUACGAUGGGAAAAGGAAUGUGGUGAGAUCACGAUACGGAGUACGAGUAAUAGAGCUUAGAGAGACGUCGGGAGGGAUGGUUGUGGGUUCCCGCCAAUUUCCUGGCUUACGACCGCCUUUGGAGGCUUUAGUUCCACCACCUCCGCCCCACUGCCUCACCACUCUUACCCUCGUUGCCGAAGACUCCACCGGGAAUGUGAUCAAACAUCCUCUUCCUACUGCCUUUUAAAGGUCAGCAGAAACAAUGAUGCAUAAUUUUAUUUUCUAGUCCGGCGAAGAUUGUUACAGUUCGUAAGCAAUAUUGGCUUAAUAUACAUAUUGUAAAUUAUCUAAAGAUGUUAUAUUUUUUAUUUGUUCCUCGUUUAAAAGUUUAUUAAGUAUUUUAAUUAAAUGUGUACAGAAAUAAAGUUUCUAAUGAUGUCUCUUACGCGCUAAUUACAUUUGUUAAUAAAUCCGCAUAGAAAAACUGAGAUAUUUUUAGAUAUAUAUAUAUAUAUUACUGUAAUAAAUG